Messenger RNA from Rhinolophus ferrumequinum (greater horseshoe bat), 5299 nucleotides. It is a transcript of the gene YTHDF3, whose product is annotated as YTH N6-methyladenosine RNA binding protein F3. Gene Ontology annotation, biological process: mRNA destabilization. The coding region runs from base 469 to 2235 and encodes 588 amino acids. Gene Ontology annotation, molecular function: mRNA binding; N6-methyladenosine-containing RNA reader activity. NCBI's taxonomy places the organism in Eukaryota, Metazoa, Chordata, Mammalia, Chiroptera, Rhinolophidae. The record is from RefSeq and is a predicted model, not a curated record. Gene Ontology annotation, cellular component: cytoplasm. The transcript has 6 exons.
GAGCGAGGUGAGCGCGGACGUCAGAGUGGAGAGCGGAAGGUCAGGAAGGCUCGGACCGGAAGUGAGACUAGGGAGUCUGUCCGCCAUUGUGGACCCGAGAAGCGGAGAGCGAGAGGGGAAGAGGAGCGUGCAGGCGGAAGAGACGGGCCCCUUCCAUCGACUCCCCAGCGCGAGGCCCUCUUUCUGGCUUCUCAGCGAGCAGCAGCGGCGGCGGCAGCUGGAACAGUCAACUCGGCCGAGGGCGGCAGCCAACUGCUGUGAGUGCUCGGGGAGAGGCCCAGGCGGCAGCGGCGGCGGCGGCAGCAGCAGCAGCUCUCGGGUUGCGGUGAAGAAUGUCAGCCACUAGCGUGGAUCAGAGACCUAAAGGGCAAGGAAAUAAAGGUGGGAAAACAUGAUGCACAGAUCUGUUGACUUUCCUAACUUGAUGUAGUCAGACCAGAGCAAAGAAUCACCUGGCUCCUAAGGCCCAUGUUCUAUCUUGAUUUGACUCUGCUUCAUAGAGCAGAGGAAACAGGCGAAGAAUCAUUUUCAGUACAAAACGGUUCGAUUCAUCAAAAAGAUGCUGUAAAUGAUGAUGAUUUUGAGCCAUACUUAAGCAGCCAGACAAAUCAGAGUAACAGCUAUCCACCAAUGUCAGAUCCAUACAUGCCUAGUUACUAUGCUCCAUCCAUUGGAUUUCCAUAUUCUCUUGGGGAAGCAGCAUGGUCCACGGCUGGAGACCAACCUAUGCCAUAUCUGACAACCUAUGGACAAAUGAGUAAUGGCGAACAUCACUAUAUACCAGAUGGUGUAUUUGGUCAGCCUGGGGCAUUAGGAAAUACCCCUCCAUUUCUUGGUCAGCAUGGAUUUAACUUUUUUCCUGGUAAUGCUGAUUUCUCUACAUGGGGGACAAGUGGAUCUCAGGGACAAUCAACACAAAGUUCUGCUUAUAGUAGCAGUUACGGCUAUCCACCCAGUUCUCUUGGGAGAGCUAUCACUGACGGACAGGCUGGAUUUGGCAGUGACACUUUGAGUAAGGUGCCUGGCAUUAGCAGUAUUGAGCAAGGCAUGACUGGACUGAAAAUUGGUGGUGACCUGACGGCCGCAGUGACAAAAACUGUAGGAACAGCCUUGAGCAGCAGUGGUAUGACGAGCAUUGCGACCAACAGUGUGCCCCCCGUUAGCAGUGCAGCACCUAAACCAACCUCCUGGGCGGCCAUUGCCAGGAAGCCUGCCAAACCUCAACCGAAACUGAAACCCAAGGGCAAUGUGGGAAUUGGGGGUUCGGCUGUGCCACCCCCGCCCAUAAAACACAACAUGAAUAUUGGAACUUGGGAUGAAAAGGGGUCCGUGGUAAAGGCUCCACCAACCCAACCAGUUCUGCCUCCUCAAACUAUAAUCCAGCAGCCUCAGCCAUUAAUUCAACCACCACCAUUGGUGCAAAGCCAACUGCCUCAACAGCAGCCUCAGCCGCCACAACCACAGCAGCAACAAGGACCUCAGCCCCAGGCCCAGCCUCACCAAGUGCAGCCCCAACAGCAGCAGCUGCAGAACCGCUGGGUGGCUCCUCGGAACAGGGGAGCCGGCUUCAACCAGAACAAUGGAGCGGGCGGUGAAAACUUUGGUUUAGGUGUUGUUCCUGUCAGUGCUUCACCUUCUAGUGUAGAAGUGCAUCCAGUGCUGGAAAAGCUAAAGGCCAUAAACAACUACAAUCCCAAAGACUUUGACUGGAACCUGAAGAAUGGACGUGUGUUUAUAAUUAAAAGCUACUCUGAGGAUGACAUUCACCGUUCCAUUAAGUACUCUAUCUGGUGUAGUACUGAGCAUGGGAACAAGCGUUUGGAUGCAGCUUACCGUUCCCUGAAUGGGAAAGGCCCACUCUAUUUACUCUUCAGUGUGAAUGGCAGUGGACAUUUUUGUGGAGUGGCUGAAAUGAAGUCUGUUGUGGACUAUAAUGCAUAUGCUGGUGUCUGGUCUCAGGAUAAGUGGAAGGGCAAAUUUGAAGUUAAAUGGAUCUUUGUCAAAGAUGUUCCCAAUAACCAAUUACGGCAUAUUCGCUUAGAAAAUAAUGACAACAAACCAGUUACCAAUUCAAGGGACACUCAAGAGGUACCCCUAGAAAAAGCUAAGCAAGUGCUUAAAAUAAUUGCUACUUUCAAGCAUACCACCUCAAUCUUUGAUGACUUUGCACAUUAUGAAAAGCGUCAAGAAGAGGAGGAAGCCAUGCGUAGGGAGAGAAAUAGAAACAAACAAUAACCAUAUGAAGAUGUCCUGUUAGAAUUACAACACUAAUGAUGUAGACUUUGGAAAUGCCUAAUAAGUCAAAGAAGACGUUAUUAAAGCUUUUUUUCUGCUUAAGGUGACAUCUUUGAACUCUUUAACACAGAAUUGACUCUUGUAAUGGUUUUCAUCAGCGCAUCUGCCCUUAUAUUCUCACCACACACACUUGAGAACUGUAACUUCCUCAAGCACUUUCUGUCCUGCAGCUUUUCCCAGUAUCUGCUGUCUUUUGUAAUUAUGCAUCCUAGCUAAGGCACAGAAGACUGAAUGAAUGCAAGGAUUCAUUAACUGUUUGAACUUGUUAAAUACUAACGGUUAACCAUUAGAAGUGGUUCAAUGAUGUAAGAGUCACACUGCUUCAACUUUUUCUUUGUUGUAGUUUUUAAAUUGUCGAUUUUUAGCUAUUUGACAGAUUAAAAGCAAAAUAAUCAUGCCAUAUUUAGUCCUGGAGUUCAAGUCUAAAUGUUUAUGUGAAAAAUUAUUGUAGUAAACUUUUAAUAUGGCAAAGCAACCUUAAGCUCUAUUUUAGCCAAAUGAAACAUAAUCUGAGAUUAUAUUAGAACAUUUCCCUUGUCUUCAAACUGUUUGGUGUAACAGAAUAUUGAUACGCAGCUUGGUGCAUCUCACCAGUUAAUGCACAUUCUUCUCCCCUCCUUCCCCCAAUAAUGUGUAUACUGAAAAAUGUGCAUUUGUCUGAGAAGUUCUUUUGUUUGCUACCACUUAAUUAAUGAAUCUCAAAAUUUUGAGUAAAUGUACCUCAGUCUAAUCAGACUUUUUAUGACCUUUAUAACUACAUUUAAAACCCUUAAUUCCGAUUUCUGGGUGUUUGCGAGCCUGAUUGCUAUCAUGAAGUAAACCUUUAUUAAUUACUGUAGGUAUUCACUAGCUAAAUAAACAUAGUCUUGUUUAGCAAGCAUAUACUGUUCCUCAACUCUUUUCUCCAGCUUUUGCAGUGUCCUGGCAUCCUUAAAAUACUUUGAAAAUAUGGCCUUGAUCCAUGGAUUAAAUCAGUAUCUAAGUGAAUGUGUUGAUGUUUUUAUUGAUCAGAUCUAUAUAAAUGGGAAUACAGCAUAUAUCUGGGUAUUCUUAUAGUUAUCUUUUUAACAUCCUUUUUUUUCAUUAAUUACAUAUCAACAUUAAUUUUGUAUCUUGAAACAAAUUGAUUUUGUAUGAUUAAAUGUGUCAAGCAUCUGUAUAACUGAUUUGGUGGCAUAAGGUUAUGAAGAUAAUGUACUGCCCCUUAUAUUACUGUUCCAAAAGGAGAGAGCUAUGUAGAAAGAUACGAUAAGGGUGAAAAUAGCAAUACAGCAGAUUUGAAUACCUUGGUAUUUUGCAUUACUCCAUUUAUGUUUACAUCAUGUUCAGAAAUGUUUUCAUUUGGUUACUUCAAUUCAAAAAUUUAGUGACAUAUUUCUUUGCGGCUUUCAUUUAUAUAAUUUUUUGUACAAUGUUUUCUUAAAAUGUACAAAUACUGUAUUCAUGUGAAGUAAAAUACAGUAUUUGUAGAUAAUCGUAGCUACUUCACAGGUUCUUGGUAGUCCCGUUGUAGUUAUAUCAGUGUUUACUGAAGGGAACAUUAAAAUAUUAAUGGUAUUUUACAAAAUAAAGACUUUCUUAAAGGAAAGUUGCACCUGUUUUACCUUUUUAAGAGUAAGCCAUGAAAUCUUGUAACAUGUCUCUUAACUAUUUGUAAUGAAAAUUGGCAUUUGGGUAUAGUAACCACGGCAGUGUUCUACGCCCCUAAGAUUAUACAGGUAGGACAUGUCAAAGAUGACUGCUGUCACCCUGGAGGCCCUAUUAGAGAAAACUAUAAAGGGGUGACCUCGUAGAAAGGAUUGAGUCCUCGCUCUGAGGUUCUCUUUUUCUUGGUGCUUUAUUAGCAACUCUGAAUAUUUUUAUAAAACUAGUUACAUUAUAAAUGGAUUGAAACUUGUUUAAUUUACAUUUGGUUUCUGUGUGAGAAAUACCGCAGAAACACAGCAAGCAGGCUGAUUGCAAUAGCCGACUCAGAAAUGUCCGGUGUAAUAGGGUGGUCUGUUCAUCAUGAGGCAUACAUCCCAGUGCCUUUCACCUGGAUUUCUAUUAAGUGAAAUGGGUGCAGCCUUCCUUUGGAAAUAAGAACUUUAUCUUUUCAAUCGGUGGUUUUUUUUUUCCCUCUGUUAAAUUUUCUUCAGAGCACCUACUUUCUCUUCCUCCUUGGUCUGUCAGUGUACUGCAAAAUGUUUUUCCUCUAAGUGAAAUUACCACAGGUUGUCUCAAUAGCACAACUAACUGAAUGUUUCUUAACUGGAGGGACCAAAAGGGAGAGAACCUGGGCUCUACAGCAGGAGACACAUAAUCAGAUGUUUGAAUAAUCACAAAUUAAGACACGAUUGGCCCGGUAAAUUUCUUGCUUAAUGUUUUUCCAAGAUAUGUCUUGAAUGUUUCUUAUUAAAGUUAUCUUAUGUGGGUAUUUUAUUUUGAAAGGUAUUAUAGUUUGUAUAUUUAACAGUAAAGGGGAAAAUGUAACCAAAAUUAGUAUUCUUUUCUCUAUACAUAUUGGUACUUGAAGAUUCCUUUCAAAAGAAACCCGGCCUUUUCCUAAUUUCAAUACUUAAUUCCUCAUUUUAAGUGAUCUUUCUAAUUCAAAAGCUGUGUUCUUUUUGAAUACCAUGCAUGGAGGUUAAGCUGAUGUUAAAGCAGUUUGCAAUAAAAAAGAAUCAGCUUAAAUCAUGUAAUCAUUUCAAGUGCGUUCAGCAUCCUAUAAAAAUAAGUUUGAGAAAUUUAAGAGAAUUGUGUUUUCAUUAAGUUUUGCAUAUCUUUUGUUAUGCCAUGUAAAUUCCCUUCUUUUUUGUAUGAUUAAAGAAAAGGUUAUGAUAAAAUGAUUAGUUCAUUUACAUUCACUUGUAGCAGUUACAUGAGAAUUUGAAUUUUGUCGUGUUUGGGUUUGUUCAUUCCUGUGAAUGAUGGUACAGUUAGGUGAGAUUUUCUGUUAUGGUACCCAAACUCACCAUUUGGUCCUCUUUAAUCUUUGAGGGUUUCAAUAAAAAUUGUUCACUCA